Messenger RNA from Hibiscus syriacus, 1387 nucleotides. Its product is annotated as 5'-nucleotidase SurE-like. The record is from RefSeq and is a predicted model, not a curated record. Gene Ontology annotation, molecular function: nucleotidase activity. NCBI's taxonomy places the organism in Eukaryota, Viridiplantae, Streptophyta, Magnoliopsida, Malvales, Malvaceae.
AUGACCACAAUGAAGAAGAAUAUGUUACCACCUGGUUUGGUUAACAAUCUUCAAGAAGUUCUCAGCAAAAAAGGAGGAAACAACAACAAUGCUGGAAAACCAAAGGACGAAUACACUGAGACAUCUACUUCUUCAGCUGUUCUCGAUGAAAACGACAGCUCCAAGCCUGUCGUUUUGGUCACCAAUGGUGAAGGGGUUGAUUCCCUUGGCCUUGUUUAUCUCGUUCAAGCUUUGGUCGGUUUAGGACCUUACAAUGUCAAUGUCUGCGCCCCUCAUUCGGACAAAUCGCUUUGUCAUUCCGUCACUGUUCGAGAAACAAUCACCGUUGCUCGGGCCGACAUUGAUGGUGCCAUAGCUUAUGAAGUAUCAGGGACUCCGGUAGAUUGUGUCUCCUUAGCGUUAUCUGGGGCGCUGUUCUCAUGGCCAAAGCCUCUGCUGGUAAUCAGCGGAAUUAGCCGAGGAUCAAGCUGUGGUCAUCAAAUGUACCACUCGGGUGUGGUCGCUGGAGCUAGAGAAGCGUUGAUUAGUGGUGUACCAUCUCUAUCAUUAUCACUGAAUUGGAAGAGGGAAGAAAGCCAAGAGAACGAUUUUAAGGAUGCGGUUGCCGUUUCUUUACCUUUAAUAAAGGCAGCCAUCAGAGAUAUCGAAAAGGGUGUUUUCCCUAAAAGUUGCUUCCUAAAUAUAGAAAUUCCCACUUCUCCUUCGGCAAACAAGGGCUUUAAAUUGACCAAGCAAAGUAUGUGGAGAUCCACGCUGUGUUGGCAAGCUGUUUCGGCUAAUCGGCAACCUUCGGCUGCACAUUUCAUGUCUAAUCAACAAAGCCUCGGGCUCCAACUUGCUCAGCUUGGUCGUGAUGCAUCUGCUGCCGGUGCUGCUCGCCGCGGGACAGCACAAAGUAAGAACGAGGAGGUAGAGUCUGUUGGGGCUGCCAAAUCCGACACGAGAGUGAAAAAGUACUUUCGACUGGAGUUUGUAGAUAAAGAAACGGAAGAUACGGAUGAAGACUUGGAUUUCAAGGCACUCAACAACGGAUUUAUUGCGGUAACUCCACUGUCGGUUUCUUUGCAACUCGAGCCGGACAUCGAAACAUCUGCAUCGAGCUGGAUCUCCGGCGUGGUUAGUGGUGGUGGCGAGCAAUAGAGACCCCGGGACGGACAUGGAAUCCGGAAAUCAUAGCCAUUUGUACACAAAGUGCCUGAAAGCCAAGCAAUUUGUGCUUCUUCGUUUAACAUUUUAUAUAUAAAAAUCAUCAAGUUGGGGUGUUUUCUUUUGUUAUUAGCUUUUGAUGCAAGGAAAUAGCCUGGUCUGAAAUUAUGUGACCUUGUGCUUCCCUUAAAUUAUUACUAUUAUUAUUUGAAUGAAUAUUCAAUAUUUAUAAUUAGUAUUA